Molecule: messenger RNA, 2112 nt
Organism: Cladocopium goreaui
Lineage: Eukaryota; Dinophyceae; Suessiales; Symbiodiniaceae
Source: the annotation of a GenBank genome assembly
AUGGGUGAGAAAAAUCCGUGGAGAUCAUUUCGUUUGCCAUACAAUCCCACCCCGAACCAGGAGUCCACUUCGGAAAUGGCUCAACCGGCAUCCGCUGCCAGCAACGGCAGUGAAGGCAACCCUUUUCUGCAACCAGCAGAGUCCACUUCGGAAAUGGCUCAGCCGGCAUCCGCAGCCAGCAAUGGCAGUGAAGGCAACCCUUUUUUGCAACUAGAAGAGUCCACUUCGGAAAUGGUUCAGCCGGCAUCCGCUGCCAGCAACGGCAGUGAAGGCAACCCUACUUUGCAAUCAGCAGAGCCCAUUUCGGAAAUGGUUCAGCCGGCAUCCAGAGCCAGCAACGGCAGUGAAGGCAACCCUACUUUGCAAUCAGCAGAGUCCACUUUGAGAAUGUCUCAAUCGGCAUCCGUCGCCAGCAUCGGCAGUGCAGGGAACCGUCCCACUAUGCAACCAGCAGAACAGAGAAGGCUCGUCUACGUCUCUGCCGACCGCAACCAGGCAUGGUGGAAGAGGUCGGAUGUCCCCGAUGACAUCGGCGAGCUCAUGGAAUGCGAAUUGGACCAGAAACCUCUGCAGCUGCAGAACCACCACCUGCCCGUGGUCUUCGCUGGUGGUCCUCGAAGUCAACGGGUCAUCCCGGUGUACUCCACAACGAUCUACGACUUCAUGGGCAAAGUGCGGGAGUUGCCCGAAGAGAUGCUUCAGAAACUCGAUGAGGACCUCUUGCAGGCCAAAGAGAUGGAUCACUUUCCGUACAAGGAGCUGAUCUUGAACCUGGAGCCCAGAAGUAGGGAUGCCCAAUGGUGGUUCAGAGACUCCGGCAGAGAUUCUCCCGAGAAGCAUGUCUAUGUGCGAUUCUUCUCCAAAGGCAGCCUAGUGGAGACCUUGAUGAUGAAAGCACUGGUGCCAGCGAUGAUGCACGCAGUUGACGUGUACAAUUCUUUCACCUUCUUUUUCCAAGCGAAGUGCCUUCGUUUCACGUUCUUGGCUGCUUUUCUUUGUCUCUAUUUCCUCACCUGGCUAUUCGCCAAAGCCCUUGCUGAAGAGGAGAUGAAAGAAGAUUUCAAAGUCACAGUCCGGGACGGACAAAUCACUGGCUAUGACAAGAAUGAACUUGGUGUGAAGCCGAAGAGAAAUGCCCAGAACCAGCCUUGCAAUGAGCAAGACAAUGAUAGUCACUACAAGAAGAUGCUAACUUUGCUGAGCUUGUCGUUUGUGUUGACAACGCCUAGAAGCUUGGUGGAGUUGGCUCUUCAUCUUCAUUGUCGCGGGGACCAUCCCGGCAAAGCAGCUUCCAAAGUGCUUGGAACCAGGCAACUCCUUGCGACGUGGAUGUCCAAGGAGCACUUCGAAAUCGUUGAUCAGCGAGGAUUCGAAUGCAUUGUGCCUGCGGUGCUCUUGACCAAGGUGGUGCUUUUCAUGAUUCAAUUUGUCAUUUGGUGUCUGACAAUGGACCACAAACUCUGGAUUCAAAUGGGUUUCAAACUGUUCACCAUCGGCAAUUUGAUUUAUCAAUUGUGUUGGCUUUGGAAGUAUCAAAAGUCCUUGUUCAAGACAGCAACGGCGAGAUGGUUCACAUAUCUCGCGGACCAAUUGAAAGCGAAGGUCAAUCAGGUCACCCGGGCCCAGCUCAGAACCCUCCAUGAGGACGAUCUUGAGGAACUUCCCAUUCCAGACCAAAUCCCAUUCAGACCCGAAGUGACCGAAACUCAAGAUCAGUUUCAGCAGAGGAUUCGAGAGACUCUUCAAGGCAACGUGAUCCACAGUAUCGAAAUGCCUGAAGGGCAGGAAGGAAAAUUUCCCCCGUAUUUGAACAAACUCUGGCUUCAUGUCCUGAAGAAGCACUUCCCGCACUGUCUUGGCAAGAACUUCUGCUACAAACACUGUUGGCUCAGUGUGCACUGGCCCAUUCCCAAGUUCAAAGAAGAUGUUCAAAGUCGUCUCCUCAAACUGGCGGGCUUGGCAUUGGGCAUUCUUUGCAUCUGCAUUAUUGCGGAUUGUGUUUUGUUUUUACCGCAAAGACACCAAGCAGAGCGAGCAGCGGCCAAUGCACAGCUCCAGCAAGUAGUGGGCGAUGCCUCGCACUUCUUAGCUCUCAAGGAGCUGCUUAGCUAG